UUGAUAAUAUGUCAAGUGUCAACGUCGAAAGGGAAUAGAAGAAAAGUAAAAAAUCAAAAUCAUCAAGGAAAACAAAAACAAAUUGACUACAAUAGUUUUUGUGACUAUCUUAAGACUUAAUCCCUAUUUAUUUAUAAUAAUUGUUAAAAUGUUUUGAAACUGCAUAAAAAUGUCGCAUAUGCUAGAUUUUAAGAAAAUAUGUCGGGCUUGUUUAUCUGACGCUGGUCCAUUAAGCGAUAUAUUUACUGUUUCUACAUCAGGAAUAUUUAAAUAUUGCACAUCUGUUGAGAUUUCUGAUAGUGAUUGUAUGCCUAAGUUAAUCUGUCAAAAGUGUCUAGAUCUUCUAAACAAGCUCUAUAACUUCAAGCAAGUGGUUGUGAGAUCAAAUGUAAUAUUGAAACAACAAUGGAAGUUACAGGUCAAACCCGAAUCUCACCUUACAGAGAACAAUGAAAACAGUUUCUUAGAUGUGAAUAUUACAGAAACAAGUGAUGAUGUAUUAGAAAAUACAACAGAAAAUAUGACACAAAAUAGUAGUGACAAACCAUAUGACCCAGCUAGUCUAAUAAGUCAAAUACUCGCCCGUCGCAGGCGAAGGGGUCCAGGGCGACCGCCAAAAGAACCGGGUGUGGCCCAACGCCGCUCCGAGCGUAUGAAGUGCGUCAAGUGUGGCAAAAGUUUCCAAAAGUAUGAAAACUUUGAGGCACACAUGAGAGGACAUUUCGGAAAACAGCCAGAUAUAAAAUGCAAGCAUUGUGACAAGACGUUUCUCUCACUACGAAGUCUGAGUAGCCAUAUUCGCAUUCACAGCGCAGUACGAAAAUACCAAUGCCUAUCUUGCGGCAAGAGUUUUGCAUAUCUCAAUGUUUUGAAGAACCACGAACUAAUACAUGCAGGUGUUAAGAAACACGAGUGCCAUAUGUGCGAUGCUAAGUUUGUGCAGGCGUAUAACUUAAAGAUGCACAUAGACACACAUAACAACGAGAAAAAGUACAGUUGUGGUGAAUGUGGGAAGCAGUUUGCUCAGCCCGGGAACCUUAAGACCCACCUUGUGAGACAUUCCGGGAUCAAGAAUUACGCCUGUUCCGCUUGUGAUAUGAGAUUUUAUAUUAAGGCAGAUUUAGUUAAACACAUGCGGUCACAUUCCGCUGAGAAGCCGUUCUCUUGUCACAUGUGCGAUAAGACGUUUAAAAGUAGAAGUUUUCUGUCAAUACAUAUGAGGACUCAUACAGGUGAACGUCCGUACGCCUGCGAUAUAUGCCCUAAAAAGUUCAUGGCACGAAAAGACUUACGCAAUCACAGAAUGAUCCAUACCGGCGAGAAACCCCACAAAUGUCAACUAUGCAAUCAGGCGUUCAUACAAAAAUGUGCGUUGAACCGGCAUAUGAAGGGACAUAGUAAACCUGAUUUGAUCAGGGAGAUACCGAUCGUCAGUUCACCGCAAAUGGGUUAUCCAUAUUUGUGAUUACAUUGAUAAAAAAAAUAUAUAUAUUUGUUUUAAAUCAAAAAGUAUUAUCAUUUCUACGACAAACAAACCUCCAGUUUUCAAAAUGUAUGACAAAAAUGAAAGUUGAAAGUCGAAUUUUUUAUGUAACUUUUAUUGUGGUUAAAAACAAAGAAAAAUUGGUUGGGACGGUAUUUCCGAUUUUCCUUUAUGGCGCUGGAUCCUGGAUAGUCUGAAAUAUCUGAAAGAAGGAAAAUAGAUUCUUUGGAAAUGUGCUAUAGCGAUAGCUAAAGAUACAAACAUGUCCAUAUUAAGACGGUUACAGUUAAUAAAUUAUCUAUCAACACCAACAGAUCCUGAGUUUUUUUGACAUGCAACACAGAUCCA
Pieris napi is the source of this 1831-nucleotide messenger RNA. Its product is annotated as oocyte zinc finger protein XlCOF6.1-like. Gene Ontology annotation, cellular component: nucleus. The transcript has 8 exons. Gene Ontology annotation, biological process: central nervous system development; regulation of transcription by RNA polymerase II. Gene Ontology annotation, molecular function: RNA polymerase II cis-regulatory region sequence-specific DNA binding; zinc ion binding; DNA-binding transcription factor activity, RNA polymerase II-specific. The record is from RefSeq and is a predicted model, not a curated record. NCBI's taxonomy places the organism in Eukaryota, Metazoa, Arthropoda, Insecta, Lepidoptera, Pieridae. Bases 170 to 1465 code for a protein of 431 amino acids.